Molecule: messenger RNA, 411 nt
Organism: Vittaforma corneae ATCC 50505
Lineage: Eukaryota; Fungi; Microsporidia; Nosematidae
Exons: 1
Coding region: 1-411 (136 amino acids)
Source: RefSeq, a predicted model, not a curated record
AUGCUUUGUUUAUCUUGUCUUUUACCUGGAAAACUUGGAAAAUCUGUCAGAAAGAUUGCAACACUAGUUUUUGGUGUAGUUCUAGUCUAUGCUGUUUGCUGGGCACUGAUUCUCAAGGGCUUGGAUUUCAAAAUGCAAGGAGCCAAUCUUGCUGAUCAAAAGCUAGUUUUAGAUUUUUUGGUAAAGAAUAAUUCAUUUGGAGACAUUACCUUGAAAAACUUGGAUUUUUACAAUAAUGAAGAUGAGAAAGUUAAUAAGAAAACCGAUGAUUUGCCAUUGUUGAUUAAAAAGUUUUCUGCGGAGCCACUUAAAAUCGGGUUUUCACUUGAUGAGUAUAAAUCAGUUGAGCUGACAGUUAGAAUUUUGGGACUACAGAAAAAAUUUAAAACAAAAAUAAAUGAAAAAAGAUAA